Messenger RNA from Schistocerca gregaria, 898 nucleotides. RefSeq lists its product as uncharacterized. Gene Ontology annotation, molecular function: structural constituent of chitin-based larval cuticle. Gene Ontology annotation, cellular component: chitin-based extracellular matrix. NCBI's taxonomy places the organism in Eukaryota, Metazoa, Arthropoda, Insecta, Orthoptera, Acrididae. The record is from RefSeq and is a predicted model, not a curated record. The transcript has 3 exons. Bases 1 to 807 code for a protein of 268 amino acids.
AUGGCCUAUUGUUAUCAGGACAGACAUCUUAGUAUAUAUAAUGCAGCUGAGCUUGGAGUCUGGAAUAAGCCUGGUCCCUCCGAUCCGAUCAACAUGUUAAAGCAGACGCUGGUGCUCUUAGCGGUCUUGGCCGCAGCCACUGCUGCGGAGGAAGCUGCGACGGUGGCAGCCAAGCCGGUGGUGCCCGAGGAGAAACCUGACGUGAUCCUCGAAAAGGCCAUAUUGGCCCGCGGUGUGGGCCUGAAGCCUGAGGUGGCCGAGGUGCUCGGCCAGGCCGGCGUGGAAGACCUGCAGCAGGACGAGGAGAAGCCGCAGCCCGUCUCGGUGCCCAUCAUCCGCUCGCUGCACGACGUCGGCGACACCGACAAGUGGCAGGAGUCUUUCAGGUACGAGAUGCCGGACGGCACGCUGCGCGAGGAGUCGCUGCAGUUGCGGUCGGUGGGCGACGACAAGGUGCCGGUAGUGCGCGGCCGCUCCGUGUGGGUGGCCGGCGACGGCCGGCGCAUCGAGGUGCUGUACGAGGCGGACGAGAACGGCUUCCGCGCCUACGGCGACCACCUGCCGCGCGUCGCCGGCCAGGAGGCGCUGCCGGCGCCCGACUCGCGCCGCCAGCCCGUCUCCGUGGUCGUGACGUCGGUGCCCGCGCCGCCCCCGCCGCCGCCCCCGUCGCCGACGCCGACGCCGUUCCACAGGCCGACGCCCAGACCGACGACGUUCCGGCCGCUGCCCAGCCCCACUCCGCGUCCGGCGCCGAUCCCCGUCUCCAGGGGACCCUCCAAGAAGCCCAUCCGCCAUCGCUGGGCCUAACUGCACAUCGCGCAUCGCGGCACUCAGUUUAUUUGUCGAUUAAUGCUUUUCCACUGAGCUCACUUUUCAAUAAAUGUUUACUAGUACCAGA